Messenger RNA from Closterium sp. Naga37s-1, 1170 nucleotides. The record is from the annotation of a GenBank genome assembly. Lineage: Eukaryota; Viridiplantae; Streptophyta; Zygnematophyceae; Desmidiales; Closteriaceae.
AUGACUGGCGACAACAAUAACAGUAGCGCCAACGGCGGCGGCGGCGGCGCCAGCGGCGGUUUGUUACAGCUGGUCGAGUCGCCUAUUCCGGAGCAGAAGAUCUUUAAUAGCCUGCCCUUCCCGCUCGUCCUAACGCCGCGCGUACUCCCGAAUCCCGCGAGCACAUCCGCUCCCUCCGCACCGUCCGCGCCCUUCGCACCUUCUGCAUGCGCUCCCGCUUCCCCCUCAUCUUCUCCCCAGACCGUUCCCCUCGCCGCGUCAGAGUCCUCCCCGUCCGACGCGGCAGCUCCUCGCGUCAGCGACGCGGUCGAGUGGAUUCGCGCAAACCGCGAAUGGCUGCUGGACACGUGGCAGCUGCACGGCGCGGUGCUGCUGCGGGGCUUGCCUCUCGAGUCGCCAUGUGACUUUAACGAGGUCGUGGAGGCCUUCGGAUUGGACGAGCUGUCUUACGUGGGCGGCGCGGCUCCACGAACGAAGGUAGCUCCACGUGUGUUCACAGCAAACGAGUCGCCUCCGGAUCAGAAGAUUCCAUUCCACCACGAGAUGGCGCAGGUACCCGAGUACCCCACCCGCCUCUUCUUCUUCUGCGAGACCCCUCCAGCCACAGGGGGCGAAACCCCCAUCCUGCCUUCCUGCGAGCUGACUCGCCGCCUGGCUCUGAAGCACCCCUCGUUCGUGGCACAGCUGAGGGCCAAGGGGCUGCUGUAUGUGCGUGUUUUACCGGAAGUGGACGAUCCGAGCAGUGCUAUCGGGAGGGGAUGGAAGUCCACGUUUCUGACUGACAACAAGGAGGAAGCUGAGCAGAACGCCAAGGGGCUGCUGUGUGUGCGCGUGCUGCCAGAGGAGGAUGAUCCUUCCAGUGGUAUCGGGCGGGGAUGGAAGUCGACUUUCCUGACAGACAGGAAGGAGGAGGCUGAGGAGAACUGCCGCCCACCUCCAACCCCCCUCCAACCCUCACUCUCACCUGGCUUCACUCCCCCCCUCCCCUCUCCCCCUUCUUCCCUCUCCCUUCCCCUCUCCUCCUCUCCCCCCUCCCCUCUCCCCGUUUUCCCCCGUCUCCCCCCUCUUCCCCCUCCCCUCUUCGCCCCCCUCUCCCUCCUCGCUGCUGGACCCAGCCGGGUUGCUUGCAGUGUGUCGAGAUGGCCGAGUUGGUCUAAGGCGCUGGAUUAA